AUGUCGACUCCUGAACCUGUCGCGGGGUCUGCGGCCACUAUCCAGCAUCUCACCAAAAAGCUCAGACAUCUAGGGCGACUGCCCUCCAGCUGGGUGAAGGCUUUGGACGACCGAAACGUGCCUCAAGAAUCCUAUAUUUGUGACACCUGUCGAGGCCUCGAUCUCAGAGUCGAAUCGUUCCUGGCACAGCCGACCGACAACCAAUACCAAAAAGCACAGAAUUUUCGGUAUUUGGGCAAAUUGUCCCAAAUUCGGAGACGGGCACAUUGUCCAUUCUGCCGCCUUGUCCUCCAGAUUGCAGACCGACCUUCUGACCAACGGACUCCUUCUCUACAUGCCGAUGACGAUCCGGCAUGUUACGCUCGAUGGGUUGUGGAUGGUCAGGAAGACUUGGGUCCGGAUCCUGACAGGCCCGGAGAACACAUAUACAGACCGAAGACAAGAAGGUUGCUAAUCUACAGCGAUCCUCAAACAUUCAAAGACGGGUAUAUCGUCCUUCUGGCAGACGACGCCCCGAAUCGGGAGUUCUUUGGACGCAGGAUCACCUCACCGGAUCUGCUGGACCCUACACAGAUCCGCCAGUGGAUUUGUGACUGCGAGAGGACUCAUGCAGACGAAUGUGAAGAAUCAUUAGUGCACCCUGACUUGCUCGGAGCACCCAAAAACGUCUUUCGCGCGAUUGACGUGGAUCAGAUGUGCAUCGUCGAGACUUCUCAAAGCUCGAGAUACGUGGCUUUGAGCUAUCUUUGGGGCAAGAACUUCUCGCAGCUCUUUACAACAUCCAAAAAUCUCCCAAAGUUGUCACAACCGGGAGCUCUGGAGAAGGAGAGACUGCCACGGACCAUCAAGGAUGCCAUCACUCUCACCAAGUUACUCGGUGAACGAUACUUGUGGACAGACAGUCUGGCACUCUUGCAUGAUGAUGGAUUCCACUACCACGACGACUGGGUGUAUGCUCGUGCUGCCCUGACCGUGGUAGCCGGGUCCGGCAAAGACGCUAAUGCAGGUUUACCAGGUGUCAGAAAAGAAUCUCGCAAGUUCCAUCAGGAGAUUGAAGAGGUCAAACCCGGCUUGCGUCUGAUGGUGUCUCAUCUUGCUGAAGACUACAUCUCGACUUCCCAAUGGGAUUCUCGUGCGUGGACUUUCCAGGAAAGAAUGCUCUCACGGAGAUGCCUGCUAUUCGUCAACGGUCGGAUAUACUACCAAUGCCGGCGAACGACCUUCUGUGAGGAUAUGGAGCUGCCCCCAAGUAACGGGUGGUCGCUUGAUUCGAUUGACAUGCCUACUCGAAUAUUCCGGGAGAAGCCGUUUGUUCAAUUCACCUCGGCAGUGGAACUAUAUACACGGCGAGAUUUGACAAACCCUAUGGACAUUCUGAAUGCGUUUGAAGGCGUGCAAUUGGUGCUCGAGAAACGGAUUGGAGCGAAGAUCUAUUUUGGUGCACUGGAAACGAUGUUGGAUUCAUCUCUGAUAUGGGAAUCUACAAAGAGGCUCUUCCGUCGACAAGGAUUUCCAAGUUGGUCAUGGUCCGGCUGGAUGGGAGAGGUCCAGUGGAAGUAUACCGAACCGGUACAGUCAUGGAUCGAGUGGCAUGCCGACCAGGAUGUCGGCAUCCAUGUGUUUCCCAGGCAAGCCCAGGACCGGAUACCGCCACCCCUGCCACGACCCGACAACCGAGGCCCAGUGUCGCGCCACAACUUGAGCACAAGCAUUCCUUUGUUGCAUUUCCGGACUGUGUCGGCGUACUUCCAACUUACAUCGCCAGCACUCAUCCACAAAUCGGUUAUCUCGCCCCUCAGAAAGCGGCUGACUGGUCCAAGUGCGUUGUCGACCGUGCGACCAGCUCCGGCAGACCCAGGACUGAUUCGGGCUGGGAUUGCAGACAGCAAUGGACUCUGGUGUGGGACGAUCGAUCUCAACGUGGCCUGGAUGAAUCGGGUCGGGACACCCCUACAGUUCCUGGUUAUGUCGCGAGUCAGUCGAUUUACCGACGAUGAACUCGGAAUCUGGGAGGGGACUCUACCAGAUGACAUCGAGGAUCUACUGACAGAACGUAACUACGGUGUCUACAACGUUAUGUUGGUGUCCGAAAAGGACGGGAUAUAUUACCGCGAAGGGCUGGGGCGUAUAUUGACAGACGCCCUGCAUAGAGCUCUGGGGCCAGGGCCGGAGUGGAAAGAUAUCGUGUUGGGUUGA
Messenger RNA from Capronia coronata CBS 617.96, 2196 nucleotides. RefSeq lists its product as uncharacterized. Lineage: Eukaryota; Fungi; Ascomycota; Eurotiomycetes; Chaetothyriales; Herpotrichiellaceae. The transcript has 3 exons. The record is from RefSeq and is a predicted model, not a curated record. Bases 1 to 2196 code for a protein of 731 amino acids.